Messenger RNA from Achroia grisella, 1846 nucleotides. Its product is annotated as NADH dehydrogenase [ubiquinone] 1 alpha subcomplex subunit 6-like. The transcript is spliced from 15 exons. Lineage: Eukaryota; Metazoa; Arthropoda; Insecta; Lepidoptera; Pyralidae. Gene Ontology annotation, biological process: response to oxidative stress. The record is from RefSeq and is a predicted model, not a curated record. Bases 296 to 1525 code for a protein of 409 amino acids.
UCUAGAGGAGUGCAUUCAACGACUUGAAACAUUAACGCAAGUCAAAAAAACUGUACCACCUGUAGUGCAAAUAAAGGACAAUUUUAAUUGAAAAAUCGAGUUCCAAAAACAAGUAAAUUGAAGUUGCAUCAGCACCUACAACAGUUUUAUUACUAAAUUUUUAAUGGCAAUAAUCUCCAAGUAAGGACAAAAGAAAUAUUAUCAACCAAAUGUCCGUUAUGGCGAAUAUUUGCAGCAAAUUUGUGUACCGUUAUACUGUAAGCACUCUUCAGGGACAAAAAGUAAACACAAACCAAUGCCCCUAACUUAUAAAUUUAGGCUCAGGAGCGAAACGAGCUACGAGAAUUUGCGCAGUGAUCAAGUUUUCCUGGAAAAGCGAAAAGAUAGAAACAAGAAAGAAAAACAAUCUGAGAGAGUCUGUAAUUAUAAGUUUUGGGAACCACCUAGUACUUUGCGUAGUACAGAUCCAAAAAUGGUUGCCUAUAUGAUCAAAUUAAGGAUGCUCAAAAAGAAAGCAAAAGCUAAAUACAAAUCUCCUUUUAAGAAUGUGCAGUAUCAAGUGGGAGGUGUUUCUUUUGCCGGCGGAAAACCAAGAUAUCUUUUGUCUAAUGUCGCAUUACUUCCAACUGGCUACAUACCUAUCAACGGCGGGACUGUACCUAUAGGUGGAGAAUACAUUACAUCUCUUAAUGGAUUCUGGAAAUUUCCAAAAGAAGUUAAAGAAGAAUGUGAUGAAACUUGUGACUGUUUAACUAAAUGGGAAGAGCCUGUAAUGCAAUACUUAAAAGGAUCAAAAUGCAAAUGCGGUCACUUGUAUGAUCUCUACCAUGAAGGGAAAAUAAAAGAGAAAUACUUUCACCAGGCUACAAGACAUGGCCCAUUUUGGAUUGAUAAAGCUAAAGUUUAUCAAAUGGAUCCGAUGGAUGAUUUUAUAAAGGAUACAGUCAAGGAGGUAUUAAUGUCCGCCGAACCUACGCCUCAACCGUCUACACCGACAAUAUCGGCUACUGGACUCAAGGAGAAAGAUCUUUUAGCGGCGCUUUUAGCCGAUUUAUCAGAUACUCCCCUGCUAAUUCCUCAUCUACCACAAGCGAAUCUUUUAAAUAAUCUACAAGAAUGGGUAAGGAAUCGAGUUAAAGGCAAAAUAGGUCCAAAAGAACAUAAACGAUUAAUUCUGCAAUCACAACGUAGAUGGUUAGAUCUGAAGCAUAUGGAUUUCAGAGCUCGAGCGUACAGAAUUCCAUUUACUAUGAAACAACUUGAACAUAUGAAUUGGUCACAUCGGCAGUUGGUUCAAAAUCUGUUUGAUAUAUUACUUAAUGAUUUCGUAACAAGAAAUAAAAUUAAGCAAGUUGAGCAGACACGUCUCUGGUGGUCUACAACCAAGUAUGAUGCGUAUCCGAGUAAACCAUUUCUUGACAUAUAUUUUACAUAUAUGCCUGGAAGAAUGAAAGACACGUUCCUGAUAAAUCCUUAUAGCUCUGAUCUUACACCAAAGCAUGGAGGGAAAACUUGUCUUUUAUAAAACGCUGACAGUCGGUACCCAAACUUCGUUCAGAUUUUAUUAUCAAAACUAAAUAUAGAAAGAGAUUAUACUGACGAAUUGAUUCUCCCUUUGGAUUUUCGAGAUGGCGGAAGCGUGGGAUGUGCUCUUCAGUGUGAUGUAUUUCGGGGGAAGUUUUGUCGCUUGGAGUGUGUUCAGAUAUAUCAUAGUUCUUCUAUGCGACGAGUUCUUCUGUCCGGGAGACUACUUGAGUAAAGGAUUAUGACAUCCCAAAAUCUGAAGAACAGUGUAGAGAAAAAUUGAAGGAGUUGUUUAUAAAAAACAAAGAUGUCACUGAUAUCA